Messenger RNA from Synchiropus splendidus (mandarinfish), 733 nucleotides. RefSeq names its product cytochrome c-like. The transcript is spliced from 3 exons. Lineage: Eukaryota; Metazoa; Chordata; Actinopteri; Syngnathiformes; Callionymidae. Gene Ontology annotation, cellular component: mitochondrial intermembrane space. Gene Ontology annotation, molecular function: heme binding; electron transfer activity. The coding region runs from base 144 to 461 and encodes 105 amino acids. The record is from RefSeq and is a predicted model, not a curated record. Gene Ontology annotation, biological process: mitochondrial electron transport, cytochrome c to oxygen; mitochondrial electron transport, ubiquinol to cytochrome c.
CACGUCAGGUCAGCUGACCGAUGACGCGCACUAACGUACCUCACACACGUUGAGGAGAAACUGAAGAAAGGAGGUCGAAACCGAGUCCUUCUUGAUCAACCGUGGCAAAGUGAGGGGAAACCGAAACAGAUCGAAACAAAACCAUGCCUGCAGAUAUUGAGAAGGGAAAGAAGGCGUUCGUUCAGAAAUGUGCCCAGUGCCACACAGUGGAGCAAGGAGGGAAGCACAAGGUCGGCCCGAAUCUAUGGGGGCUGUUUGGUCGCAAAACAGGACAGGCUGAGGGCUUUUCCUACACUGACGCAAACAAGAGCAAAGGCAUCAUCUGGGAUGAGGACACCCUGAUGGUCUACCUGGAGAAUCCCAAAAAGUACAUUCCCGGGACAAAGAUGAUUUUCGCCGGCAUCAAGAAGAAGGGCGAGCGUGCCGACCUCAUCGCAUAUCUUAAGUCUGCAACGUCGUGAAGUUUGCUCAAAUCUUUUAGCACGAUGUCUGAACUACAACUGUACCUCUGUUGACAAGACCCCUCUCUCUGAGGACCUGAUGGUUCAUGUAUCAAAUGGUUAUUUUCUAAUGUAACUUAUUCAAUAAUGUGUAAGAAACAGAACUGAAGGCAUCAAAUAAUGUACUGAACCUUGAAGAUGUCGUGCUUUGUCAGAGUGAAUUUGUCUCACGAGUGAAUGUUCGGUCCUUGUUUUCUUUUAUAGGUGUUUGAAUAAAACAAGUGCGGAACAGU